UGCAAGGUAAUGCGCAUGCGCAGUGUGUGUAAGUAGCUCGUUCUGAGAGGUAGCACAGGUCGUUGGAACACCUGUUCAUAGAGCCGACUCGUUCGCAAAGGACACAUCUACUAUUCUUUCUCAGUUCAUCAGAUCGUACUCUUGUUUAGUCACUUAAAGAAAAAACGAAAGGAUGUACGUUACCGAGACGCGACAAGGACAGUGUUGAUUUACAGAAAAUCACGUUUUCUUGCUCCAGGGACUACAGUAGUUUGUGAAGAAUGCUGGGGACUUUGAGAAAUGUGGGAUUUCUCACCAAAGCGUGCUUUGCGUUAACGGUCUUUGGCGGGCUGCACAUCAUCCUCAUGACGUAUUAUUAUGAUUCAGAUACGGGGGCCAAUAAAUACACGAAAUACCGGCAAAUCUCAGACUUUGUUGCGGACCUGAACAUGUCAGUAGCUCACAGAAAAAAAAUACUUAAGCUGAUAAAAUACUACAGCAAUGGAACACUAGACAUAAACCUGAAUGAUGUAGCCUACACGAAUAAACAUCUAGAGCCAUGUCCUGAGACUUCUCCACUUUUAAUGGGUCCAAUGCGAGUGGAAUUUUCUGAUCCUUUAAAUUUAAGUGAGGUGCGUGAGGAUAAUCCCGAGGUUAAUACGGGUGGGAGGUAUAAACCCAGCGAAUGUGUGGCCCUUCAAAAAGUGGCAAUAAUCAUCCCAUUCAGAAACCGAGCUGAACACCUCAAGUACUGGCUUUACUACCUUCAUCCUUUCCUACAGAGACAGCAGCUUGAUUAUGGGAUUUAUAUCAUAGAACAGAAUGGGGAUAACACAUUCAACAGGGCAAAACUGCUCAACGUGGGAUACGCAGAAGCAAUAAAGGAAUACGAUUACGACUGUUUCGUCUUUAGUGACGUAGACAUCGUCCCAAUGGAUGACCACAACACCUACAAGUGCUUCAGUCAACCGCGCCACCUUUCUGUGUCCAUGGACAAAUUUGGAUUUAAAUUGCCAUAUAAAAAUUAUUUUGGGGGUGUGUCAGCCUUGAGCAAAGCCCAGUUUCGGAAGAUUAAUGGCUUUCCCAAUAACUACUGGGGAUGGGGAGGAGAGGACGAUGACAUUUAUUAUAGGAUGGCAUAUCGAGGCAUGUCAAUAUCAAGGCCGAGCGGAAACGUCGGUAAAUGCCGAAUGAUCCGUCACAAGAGAGAUGUGAAAAAUGAGGAGAAUCCACACAGGUUUAGAAGUAUCCGCCUUGUACGGAGGAUGAUGAACAAAGAUGGCAUCAAUUCACUCAAGUACAAUGUCAUAAAGGUAGAAAAAGACCAGCUCUACACCAAAAUCAUAGUGGACAUUGGCAAGCCAGGCAAAUUGUUCUAAGAGGAGACAUUUAACUUGCUUUAACUAUGCAAGAAAAACAUUCACAUGUCCGUCACAGACCACACAAGCGAGCAUGCAAGGUUUGCCAAGCUUUUGGAUCAAAAUAAAGCUGUAGAAACUUUCUUCAGGAAUUAAAUGAUAUAACUACUUUAAAUAUGGCAAUAAGUUACAAUCUUAGAACGAAUGUGUUAAAAAUACUACAUGCGUUGUGCCAGAAUCCACCCUUCUUUGUGUUAUUAUUGAAACACAACUUGUGUUAUAUUUUAAAACAAAAUCAACACAAAAUGACACAUAAUGUGUUAAAAGUAUAACGCACAAAAAUGUGUAAAAAAAAAAUGACACAUCCUUUCUAAGAAUGAUGGACCAGGUGGAUGGCUAGAGGCGAUACAGCUACAGCCAAAUCUCGCGAGAUGUUGGGUUUAGGGUUAGGUAAAAACAGUGCUCAUAUGACGAGAUUUGGCCGCAGCUGUAUCCCUUCUAGCCACAACCCACCAAAUGCCUCUAAUAUGAGACACAAAUCCAUUUUCUUUAAGUUAAGACUUAAAGAAUUCGAUCAGGGCAUCUACUGUUCAUGAUCUGUAACUAUGAAGUACAUAAAUUUCAUGCUUGAUCCUGGAAUAAUAAUUAUUCCUGGCCAGUCAGGUUUUUAAGCUAUUACACUGGACUUUUGUAAACACAGGUUUUCUUUUAUGUGAAAAACCCUACACUGUAAAAACUGUGACUUUUUACAUUUUUAAGUUUAACCGAUUUACAAUUCAUCAGUGGCGCCUGGUGACUGCUCAUCCGAGGGGCGCAAAUUCAAAAUAUGUAUUCAGAGUGUUGUGUUUUGCUUGCGUUUUCAAAAUAUGUGUUUGUUGCGUCAUGUGAACCAUGUGCAUCACGUGUUUUGUCAAAAUAAGUGCGUGCUGCACACGCGUCAAAACUGUUUAUGAUCAAAGAGACGCUCACGUUCACAAAAUACAGGCAAGACACUCCCGUAAUACAGUAAACUCUGAUUACGCAUGAGAUUAUGCGAGUAUCUGGCAAACGCGAGCGUCUCUUUUAUCAUAAACCCUUUAGAUGCGUCUGCAGCAGGCACUUAUUUUGACAAAACACGUGAUGCAGAUAGGUUCAUUCGACUCGCAGAACAUAUAUUUUGAAAUUACAAACCACACACAUGACGGGCUACAUAAAUGUUGUGAUGGACUUCGCAUCGAGCGCCCUCGAAAAAAGAAGUCACCGGCCGCCACUGCAAGUAAUGAAUGCUGUAACUUAUUAAAUCAAGUUGAAUUUGCCUUAGUUAAGCCAACUUUAUUUUAUAAGUUGAACUUAUCACUGGUCAGUACAGUUGAAAUUACUUUUAAGUUGAUUUAACUUAAAAAUGUUAGUGCAAUACUUGAUUUAUUUGUACGAUUUUUACGAUUUAAUCUGAUGGUAGUAUGUAGAAUAUGCAUCAUUGGUUUGGUUUUGUAGUAUCUUUACAUACAGUAAGAAAGUAUUGAGCAAAAACAAGAAGUUUGUAAUACAUUGGUAUCUUUAAUUGUUUACAUUUUAAUUUAAUUAAAUCGAAAUGUAAUUAAAAUUAAUGUAAUUAUUAUGUAACAUAUUUGUCUUUUUAAUAGAAAAUAAUUUUUGGUUAAGGAAAGAUUUUUUUUAGGUGCUGACUACUUACUUUCAUACACUGGCAGAGUAUUUUCAUUAUGAAAUCUUUUGUAAUAAACAAGAAUGUUUAGAAGUUUCACCUAAUAAAUUCCCACAAUGUGCCAUCAAUGCAUCAAAAUGUUUGUCUUGCAAUGAGCCAGAAUUAAAUCCAACC
Molecule: messenger RNA, 3153 nt
Organism: Misgurnus anguillicaudatus (oriental weatherfish)
Lineage: Eukaryota; Metazoa; Chordata; Actinopteri; Cypriniformes; Cobitidae
Gene: b4galt1
Product: UDP-Gal:betaGlcNAc beta 1,4- galactosyltransferase, polypeptide 1
Biological process (GO): carbohydrate metabolic process; protein N-linked glycosylation
Cellular component (GO): Golgi apparatus
Molecular function (GO): cytoskeletal protein binding; beta-N-acetylglucosaminylglycopeptide beta-1,4-galactosyltransferase activity
Source: RefSeq, a predicted model, not a curated record